AUGUUGCAGCGCGAUGCGACAGAGUCACUCGCGGCGCUUGAGCCGUACCUUGACACCUGCGAUAUGGAACGCACUGUGCCCAUGCUGCGCCGCACACAUCGCUACCAUGCGCUGUGUAUGCUCUAUUUCCGUCGUGCGCGGCCAGCCGAGGCCAUUGACCUAGCGCAGCAGCUUCUCGGUGGCACCGUACGCGACGAAGUGGAUGGCCCUGUACCACUGCCGGCGCUCGCAUCCUAUGCACCCUCACUACCGCCGGCUGCGCGUAUUGAUCUGGGCCUUGUGCUUGCACGCCACGACCGUGCAUGCGCACUCCACGUACGUGUCUCUUUCUCACGCCAGGUUCUCCGCGAUGUGGACUUUCUUGCGGUCGAGGCAGCCCCGGCGCUGCGUGCGAUUCAGGAGGUGGAUGCGGACCUUGCUGCGGCGCUCCUUGAGCAUGUGGUGCUCUCGGCGCCGCUCGCUAUGCAGUCACUGCACGAGGCGCUCCUCACGCAGUACCUUACGGCGGACGACGUCCCAACCCGCGCCAAGCGGCAGCACCUCCUCGCAUGCUCGCCCGCCCUGGAUGAGCGCCUGGUUGACUCACUCGAAGGCCGGCCUGUGGACCAGGCCAUCCUCCUCAGCAAGGCGGGUCACUACGAGCGCGCACUUGAGCGCCUUGUACAUGCGCACGAAUUUACGGCGGCGGAGCGGGUAUGUGCGGCGGGCCGCGUACUCGCGCCGUGGGACGACGCGCCGCCCGGCUGGGAGCGGCUGCUGGCCCUCGUCCCUGCGGCGUCCCUGCCCGCUAGUGAGAGCGUGCGCAUGCGCCGCGCACUUCUCGACCUCUAUAUGGACCCCGGUGCAUCGGGUGAUGCAUUUUGCGCGCCGUGUGCGGCCCUGCUCCACGCGCAUGCGGGCGAGUUUGCCCUCGAGUCGGUGCUGGCCGCCGUUCCGGCCCACUGGCCCGUGCAGGCACUCACUCCGUUCCUCGUGCGCGCGCUGCGCAGCGUGCAGCAUGCCCGGCGUGGUGCGAAUGUGGCUAAGGCCGCCGCAUUCAAGCGCAGCCUCGACGCAGCUGAGCUGCGCUGGCGCGCGGUGCGCACGCUGGGCGGCCUGGUCGAGGAGCCCUCAUAG
This is a messenger RNA of Malassezia sympodialis ATCC 42132, 1116 nucleotides long. RefSeq lists its product as uncharacterized. The record is from RefSeq and is a predicted model, not a curated record. NCBI's taxonomy places the organism in Eukaryota, Fungi, Basidiomycota, Malasseziomycetes, Malasseziales, Malasseziaceae. Gene Ontology annotation, biological process: vesicle-mediated transport; endosomal vesicle fusion; autophagy. The transcript is spliced from 2 exons. Gene Ontology annotation, cellular component: cytoplasm; membrane. Bases 1 to 1116 code for a protein of 371 amino acids.